AUGGGAGCACAAAUAGUGAAAGCUAACCUUGCUGUAACUAUCUUAUGGAUAUGGUGCUUAGUGACGACUGAAACAAACAAUUGUUCAGUGCCAAUAGUAACUGACGAAACAGGAACUAUAAACUAUACCAGCAAAAUUUUCAAUCUCUCAUUAACGGAAGAUCGAACAUUAACAAUACAAAACAAAAGUUGUACAACAGUACUAAAAUUACCACCACCUUCUGAGGUGGAGAAAAAUACACGCAGAGGAUAUCGUACCGUCUCCGU
Molecule: messenger RNA, 266 nt
Organism: Schistosoma curassoni
Lineage: Eukaryota; Metazoa; Platyhelminthes; Trematoda; Strigeidida; Schistosomatidae
Source: the annotation of a GenBank genome assembly